Molecule: messenger RNA, 1500 nt
Organism: Fusarium keratoplasticum
Lineage: Eukaryota; Fungi; Ascomycota; Sordariomycetes; Hypocreales; Nectriaceae
Product: 6-phosphogluconate dehydrogenase, decarboxylating
Exons: 4
Coding region: 1-1500 (499 amino acids)
Biological process (GO): pentose-phosphate shunt, oxidative branch; pentose-phosphate shunt
Cellular component (GO): cytosol
Molecular function (GO): phosphogluconate dehydrogenase (decarboxylating) activity; NADP binding
Source: RefSeq, a predicted model, not a curated record
AUGGAGAUUACGAAAUUACUGACCCGCGUCAAUUACAAGGUCGGCAUCAUUGGUGCGGGUACCAUGGGUGGCGCCGUGGCCCUUCUCUUCGCAGACAACGGCCUAGAUGUAUACGUCCACGACACUUCACACUCGAGUCUCGAGAAGGUGGCCAGCAAUGCACAAGCGGCCGGCCUAUCGGAGCGAGUUCACAUUUGCAAGGACUACGAUGUCUUAUGCCAAGGACUCGGUACACCCAAAGUCUUCAUGAUCAGCCUCCCCAACGGCCGUCCAGGAGAUGCUGUAGUCAAACAGCUCCAGCCUCAUCUGACAAAAGGAGAUAUCUUAAUUGACGCCUCGAACGAAUACUACGAACGCACCCAAUCGAGGCAGGAUAUUCUCCGCCCCCUCGGCGUCGCAUACAUCGGUCUGGGGAUAUCUGGGGGCAGCUUCGGUGCACGAAAUGGCCCUUCACUUAUGCCCGGCGGCGAGAAGUGGGCUGUGGAGCAGGUUCUGCCCCUCCUGGCAAGAAUUGCGGCCAAGGACGAUCAUGGCCGUCCUUGUGUGACCAACAUUGGCCCCAGGGGAAGCGGCCAUUUCGUCAAGAUGAUACACAACGGCAUCGAGCACGGUAUAAUGUCUAGCCUCUGCGAGGCAUGGGAGUUGAUGGACAAGUGUCUGAAGAUGACUGGUGAUGAGAUUGGCCAGGUCUUCGACUCUUGGCACGCUGAGGGAGAGCUAAGGGGCAACUUUCUCGUGUCAAUCAGCGGGCCUAUCUGCAGGACCAAAAGCCGUAUCGAUGGCGGUUCCCUUCUACACCAAAUCAGGGACGCUGUUGUCCAAGAUGCCAACGACUCUGAGGGCACUGGCGUUUGGGCCAACGUCGAAGCUGUGGCAUCCCAUGUGCCUGCACCGAGUUUGACCACGGCCCAUUAUCUACGACUUGCCUCAGCCGAUGUGCAUCAGAGAAGUGUUGUCAAUGCCUCGAUAGGCAGCUUCUCUCCCCAGCCGUUUGAAGUUGCGCCUGAUCAACGAGCCAGCAUUCUUGAACAACUACGACAGGCUGUCUACGUCACAAGUCUUGUCUGCUUUAUCCAAGGAUUUGACGUGCUGGAACACAAGAACCGACAAGAGGAUUGGGGUGUUGACAUGACGCGCGUGUUGGCCGUCUGGAGAGCCGGCUGCAUCAUCAAGUCUGAUUACUUGUUCGACCUCCUAGACGCGGCUUACGCUCAGGAUUUCAGCACGCACCUUCUGUGCAGGCAAGAAAUAGCGGAUGAGAUCAAGAAGUUCUGGCCUUCGCUAAAGGCUAUUGUGCUUGAAGGUCUCAAGGCCGAUGCGCAUGUGCCUUGCCUGAGCGCUACAUUGGAAUACCUCAAGUACAUUGGCGGCACCGACCUUCCAACCUGCUUCUCGGAGGCUCAGCUUGACAGCUUUGGAGCGCACGGGUUUGAUCUUAAAACAGAGCCUCUCAGGCAUUUGCUAAAGGGAAAUUAUCACGAAACUUGGUCCGGCGUCUAA